CAUUCAAGACUUAUUAACCAGCCAAGUAACUUGAUCUGAACGAACAAGCUAGCCACUGCUAGCUACACGCGUUAAUUUGCUGCAUAUGCGCCUGUGUUGGUUUGGCUGCAAUGUCUGCCAGUGAAUGGUCGAACUAGAGGAUGGAUCUUCCGUUUUAAAAUACAAACGCCUCGAACCAUCCAAUGACAACCUGUCAAUAUCCACGGGGUUCUAGUGCUUCGCAGCAGUAUGUCCGUGUCCGUCAUAAUAAAGUGGGGUGGGCAGGAAUACACCAUCAGCACGUUGUCCGAAGAGGACACCGUGCUGGACCUCAAACAGUCCAUCAAAUCUUUGACGGGCGUUCUCCCAGAAAGACAGAAACUGCUGGGAUUGAAAGUCAAAGGUAAACCAGCUGAAGAUGACAUCAAACUGGGUACACUGAAGCUGAAGCCGAACACCAAGAUUAUGAUGAUGGGGAGUCGAGAGGAGAGCCUGGAAGAUGUUUUGGCCCCUCCCCCAGAAAAUGAUGAUGUCAUCAAUGAUUUUGACAUUGAAGAAGAGGUUAUAGAGGUAGAGAACAGGGAGGAGAACUUGGCAAAGAUCGCCAGACGUGUAAAAGAUUACAAAGUGGAAGAAAUGAACCCACCAAGAGAAGGAAAACGGCUCCUGGUGUUGGAUGUGGACUACACAUUGUUUGACCACAAGUCAUGUGCAGAGACGGGGCAGGAGCUGAUGAGGCCCUUCCUGCACGAGUUCCUCACCGCCGCGUAUGAGGACUAUGACAUCGUCAUCUGGUCUGCCACAAGCAUGAAGUGGAUCGAUGCUAAAAUGAUGGAGCUGGGAGUGACGGACAACCCAAACUACAAGAUCACCUUCAUGCUGGACAGCGCAGCCAUGAUCACAGUGCAUACGCCCAAGAGGGGGGUGGUGGAGGUGAAACCACUGGGAGUAAUAUGGGGCAAGUACGGCGAGUUCUACAACAAGAAGAACACCAUCAUGUUCGACGACAUCGGCCGAAACUUUCUCAUGAACCCCCAGAAUGGGCUGAAGAUUCGUCCGUUCAUGAAAGCGCACUUAAACCGCGAAAAAGACAAGGAGCUCUUCAAACUCUCUCAGUAUCUGAAGGAGAUUGCCAAGCUGGAGGACUUUUCAGGACUCAACCACAAACACUGGGAAAGGUACCUGUCCAAGAAGCAGAGCCAGUAGAGCGCACCCCUGUGGCCCUGGAGUGUGUGUGCGCGCGGUUCCCCCCCUUCACCAAGCGGCAGUGCUGGACACUUGAGCCGACGCCAGGCACCCACAGUUCGGCUGACCCCACCCGUCCCCGAAACCCCCCACGACCGCCCGGUCGAGUAUGUUCUGUGAUUUCAUAACGCUGUGCGGUUUACAUCAGCGGGGUGUAAGCUCGCCCAUCCGCCUCCGAUUCGCGCACACUCACUCCUGCAGUACUUCAUGGGUCGCCGUGCGAGGGUUUUUUUGCGACUGCUGCGGUUGGGUUCAGCCCAACCGCCUCUCCGCUUUUCGUACAUCCAGAAGGUUCUCUCGGUCCCCUGUCUAGCAUAGCCUCUGUUAAUUCCCACCCCCCAAUCCAACCAUCCACACAGGAGAAGCACUCCUUCUCUCACUUCACCACUCCAGAACUUUCCAUCAUUCUGAAAUCGGUCUUCACCUCGAUUCUUGGUGAGACGGCGACAUAUUUUUCUGUACGUUAUCCCUCGUAAUCCUUUGUCAAAUCAUCUUUGUCAAGCCCUGUCAUUUCCUCACAGGAAGUACAGUAAAUUAUGGGGUUAUCUGUGCAGUGUAGUUGGCUGAAAAUUUCAUUUCUUUAAAAAAAAUGCCUGCUUCGUUGGAUGACUCUUUGAUUUUGAAGGAUUGAGGGGAGUGUUCAAGUGCUUUACCCAACAGGAGCGGGGUUCACAGAGACCAUUCUGAGAGCUAGGAGAGAGGCCAGAUAUAGUACUGUAACAUCAAACCAAAUGCCCUGGUCAAACACUAUACAAAGUAGACUUGUUUCAAAUGCGAAGCCUUUAUGAAGCAUGUGUUAGGUCUUCAUUGUCAGAAAACAACAUUUUCAUGACUAAUUUGCACGUAUUUGUAAGUUGAAAGGACAGAAGAUUGACCUCAAGGCAUUGUGCUUAAUACAUUAUCUGUAAAGAUGUAUUGACACCUUAACUAAGUAUCUACACAUUCUUGACAAAGGCUUAAGGAAUAGAUAUUUUGAAUAAAUUGUGACCAGUACCUUUGGAAAGUUCUUGCAUUUGUCUUGUGUCUUUUCCCCCAAUUUCUGGCUCAGAUUUUGUGUUAGCUGAUGUGUUUCUAAGUUAUUGUAAUUUCGGAAGCGAUCAUAAACUGGCUUAAUGCUAUGGCUUUCUUCUUUUUGGAUUGUGUAACUGAAAGAUGAUAGUUUCCUCCCGUUGAUGAAAGCGGUUUCGGAUUCCCCUUGACGGUAUUCUUUUUAUAUUUUGUGGAUCUUCUGUGUUUUUGUAAGACAAACGUUCUAAUUGAUUUGUGAGGUUAUUUUUUGCUUUUGGAGGGAAUUUGUGCUUUGUUGAAACUGACAUAGUAAACUUUGUAGAACGUUGUUUUUUUGUUUUGUGUUUUUACACGAAAUGCAUUGUUUUAAGGACGGCAUUCAAAAUCUAGCAGAUCGUGAGUAUUCUGGGUAAGGUUCUCAGGAAAGAUAUGCCCCUUCUUUCGCGUUUUCGCGUGUAUGUGUUUUAAAAGGUACAAAGCUGCAGCUGAGUUCGAAAGAAAAAAAACCUACCGCUGACACCAUUUCCUGUGAGACAGGAGAGUGGUAGCAUAACUGACUGUAGAAAACGGCGUCUUGAGUAUAGUUCUGUUUACAGACCGUGUGUGGCUAUCUGUCUGUCUGCUAGCAGAUGCCUGCUCCCACUACACGUGUGACCCUCGCCCAUGCCGAUUGGACGCUACGUUUCAUGGGCGGUUGGAUGAAUUUGCGCAAGUUGUCACAGGCUCGUAGUCGCCCCUAGGUCAAAAUAUACAUUUGAGAGCUGCUGUCACACAUGUAUCCUUUAGGGCAGGGUUGGCCUAUCUUAUCCCAAACGGACCAGUGUGGGUGCAGCUUUCUGUUUUAGCUCAGCACUCCGACACCUCGUUCCACCAAUUAACUAAUAAUGGUCUUCAACCAAGACUUAAAUGAGGAGUCUUUGUGCCGGGCUUAUACAAAAUCCUGAACCCACACCAGCCCUUUUUGGAUAAGAUUUGACAUCCCUAAUUUAUGGACCAGCCAUUCCCUAAUAAUUCCGAACUGGAUAACUGCGUCUCUGUCAUGAUCAUGUGCAUUUAUCGAGCGGUUGACUGAAGUUAGCGAGCUGUUUAAACUCCGCAAAAAUGUGCACUAUGAAAUAAACACGCUGCUUGUAGUUCGCUUGACACCCUGUCGCUCUUCUCAUUGUGUCCCUAGUAUAUUAACAACUGUUUCACUGAGGCAAGCAAACGAAACAAAAACAAAUGUACGUGUCUUGCACUUAUGUUUUUUUGUGUCUCACGCAUUUCGUGUGAACCCAUGCCAGUCGCCCUCCAUUUUCUCAGAGCUACAGUAGCGUAAACAGAGCAAAGUCUAUGGGAGUUUUGGAGCCUUUAAGUUCACUGAAGCAGCGUUCGGUUACAAAAGCUGUUCUCUGGAUCCGGGCGAAAAUGUGCACAUUCCAGACAUCGCCUGAGCUGAAGGAUCUGUAAGAUUUCACUCCUGCAUCGUCAAAUAUCAAAGUGGUAUUCGCUGACUGACUGGUUUGUUUUGUAGCUCGUCGUGCUCUAACGCCACUACCAAAGUUCGCCACAAACUGACUUUAUGUAAAACUGCUAUUUAAGUCCUAACCAGAGUGCUCCGUGUCCAUUCUGAAACAUUGUCCUCCUUCCUGUUACAUCAAUCCAUGCAGAUGUGAACACAUGUACAUAUGCUACUUAUGGGGGCAUAUCCUGACUGUAAAUAAAAAAAAUAUCAAUCUUUUUA
Molecule: messenger RNA, 3955 nt
Organism: Conger conger (European conger)
Lineage: Eukaryota; Metazoa; Chordata; Actinopteri; Anguilliformes; Congridae
Gene: ublcp1
Product: ubiquitin-like domain containing CTD phosphatase 1
Exons: 11
Coding region: 229-1185 (318 amino acids)
Biological process (GO): protein dephosphorylation
Cellular component (GO): nucleus
Molecular function (GO): protein binding; protein serine/threonine phosphatase activity
Source: RefSeq, a predicted model, not a curated record